This is a messenger RNA of Fragaria vesca subsp. vesca, 1035 nucleotides long. RefSeq lists its product as uncharacterized. The transcript has 4 exons. NCBI's taxonomy places the organism in Eukaryota, Viridiplantae, Streptophyta, Magnoliopsida, Rosales, Rosaceae. The record is from RefSeq and is a predicted model, not a curated record. Bases 103 to 582 code for a protein of 159 amino acids.
AAAAGGCACCUGUAUAUAUAUCUGUGAGAUUAGUUUGGAAACAUCUAACAAAGUUUACAGUGAAGGUCUGUGUUUGCCUGAAGCAAUAUAUUUGAGCAAGAAAUGGGUUCACUAAUGGCAGGAUGGGACUCGCCGGUCCUCAAAUCAAAGUCAGAUAUAUACAAGAGGAAUCGGUCACUCACAAACGAAGACAUUGAAGCUUUUCGGAGAUCACAUAAGAAACCAGAGGAGAAGCAACAACAUAUCAACGAUGGUGAUGAUGCUAUCAUCUAUGAGGAGCAGACGGCUACUGUUAAUAAGUCGGGCAAAACGUUUCAGAAAUCGAGCACUAUGCCUCUGCUGGCUAAAAAUACCAGUACAGAGGAGGGUCAGAAGAAAUACUUCAUGCACGGUGAGACUGAAACCAUGGCCAGCACCGCUCACAAACUCGUAGACAACACCGGCUGGUGGACUAGGAGCAACUGGGCAUUUCUGAAUGAACCCCCUAAAUCUGAAGGCGCUCCUGACUCUAGUAAACGUUACGCUUCACAGUUUCAUGUAGCCCGCUCCGCAGGCGGUGGCGUCGACGGAAUUAGUACCUGAUUCAUCGAUCAGGCCCUCAAUGCUCCGGCCAGUCUGCGCUCAUACUCAUCCCUGAACCAAUGGGUUAAUUUGUAUGAUCGAUCAAGAUAAUAUAUGUUCAUGUCUUCAUGAAUUGCAUCGAUUAAACGCACUAGGCGCAGUAGUAAUCUAGCAAUGUUUUGUAUCAGUACUUGUUUGUAUAGUAAUGUACGUAGUAGUAAAUACGUAAUAGUAAUGUAUGUACAAGGAAGAGUAUGUAUAGUAUGUAUAAACGAAAUCAAAACCAUUUUGUGGCCUAAGUUGUUAUUUGUAGUAGUGGUAGGUAUGUGGAUUUAGUGCUUCAUCUAGCUUAUUUCUUCAUCCCUAGGGGUUUUCUCGGACUGAUAAGACUGCAAGUGCUUUGUCUUCUCUUCUACGUGCACAUAGUGUUUCGUGGAAACUAAUUUAUGAAACUAUGAAUCGGUUUAUUUUAUA